GCCAUCGUUGCGGAUCUAAGUAAGCCGAUAGCGAUCUUGCUACAAUUCGAUGGAUUAGGUAAAAUCUAGUUCUUAGUAUUGGAGUCUCAUUUAUUGUUAGAAAGACUGAGACAGCUGCGUUCGAUCAGAAAUGCUUGGAAGUAAUAACACGAGUACGGCGCUGAGAAAUUCUACCGAAGCAACGAUUUCAACUCAAGAUGUAGUUUUCGCCUCCUUGUACUCAUUGAUAGUUCUCUUUGGAGUGAUAGGAAACUCAAUCGUGAUCACUAUAAUACGCAAAACCAAAUUAAGUCACACAACAACAAACUAUCUGCUAAUGAACUUAGCUUUGGCAGACUUGUUAACGUUGUUGUUUUGCCCCGGAUUGUACGACUAUGCGCUUCAGAACGUUCAUUUACAUGGAUUCUCGGGAGAUUUGAUCUGCAAGCUGUUUGCGGGAAAUGCUAUCGUUCCAAUCACCAUCAACGCAGCCGUUCUUACGGUCUGCACGAUUGCUGUGGAAAGGUAUCUGGCGCUUCUCAAACCUUUCCACUCUAAUUUGAGAAUCAACGAGGAUCGGGUUAAAUAUUUCAUAUCUGGACUGUGGUUGCUAAGCUUGUUGUCGUGCAUUCCAGAUAUUCAAGCCAAUACGUACAACUCCACUUCGUCUUAUUCAAAAUAUCCUUGCAAACGCCCUUGGAGUUUAGAUGAAUACGCUUUUCACAAACCCUUUAUCAUCUUUACGUGUGUUGGAUAUGGUGCAGUGAGUUUUAUCGUCCUACUUUUCUGCUACUUUGAAAUCAUCCGUGGCUUAUACUUCACGAAAACAAUUUGCUCCGAGUCGUCUGCAACGGGAAGCCGUGAAAAACUAGAAAAGAAACGACUGGCUAAACUUCUCAUUUGGCUCACCAUCAUUUUCGCCCUCUGUUCGUUGCCAUUUGCGGUAUUUUUCAUAUUUUUAAUCUCCUCUAAACAAGCAUUCGUCCAGGAUAAUUACAAUACACUCCAUCUACUUCACAGACUAUGUCGCCUCUGUCUUUUUUCGAACUCCUUUUUCAAUCCAUUACUUUAUGCUUUGCAAAGCACCAACUUUAGGGACGGUUUCAAGAAAAUCUUCGAGAGCUGCAUGCUCUUUAGAGCCUUUAAAGACUUCAGAAGAACAUCUUAUCAGUCAUAUUGUGUGGAACUAGAUGGACCUGCUAAACUGUAAGGUUAGAGGAACAGUUUUGUUCCACUGACUAGGUAAAACUGUCGCCGCAUUCGAAGCAAUCACCAUAUUCAUCUAACCCAUUUAGAGGGACUAUA
This is a messenger RNA of Pocillopora verrucosa, 1284 nucleotides long. RefSeq names its product substance-P receptor-like. Gene Ontology annotation, biological process: G protein-coupled receptor signaling pathway. The record is from RefSeq and is a predicted model, not a curated record. Gene Ontology annotation, molecular function: G protein-coupled receptor activity. Gene Ontology annotation, cellular component: plasma membrane. NCBI's taxonomy places the organism in Eukaryota, Metazoa, Cnidaria, Anthozoa, Scleractinia, Pocilloporidae.